CCAGCGGUGCACCAGCAGUUGGUAAGACAUCAUCUCUGAAGUCACCAUGAUCCGCGCCUGCAUCGUCCUGGCCCUGGCCACCAGCGCUUUCGCUGGUUUCGUCGGCACUGCCGGCUAUGGCGUUGGCCUGGCUGCCGCUCCAGCGGUAGCCACUGUGGCCCACGCUGCACCAGUCGCCACUUACGCCGCUGCUCCAGCCAUCGCUACCGUUGCCCAUGCUCCAGUGGCCACCGCUGUCGCCACCCAUGCCGUAGCUAGCUACGUCGCUGCCCCGGCAGUCGCCGCCGUCCAUGCUGCCCCAGCUCUCGCUACCGUCGCACACGCUGCUCCGGUCGCCACCAUUGCUGCUGCCCCAGUUGCCACCUACGCUGCUGCUCCAGCUGUCACCGCCGUCCAUGCUGCCCCAGCCGUUGCUGCCAUCCACGCUGCUCCUGCUGUCGCCACUGCCACCAUCCAUCAUGCCCCAGCUGUGGCCACCAUUGCCCAUGCUGCUCCAGCUGUUGCCGCCUACCACGCCGCUCCAGCCUACUACGGCUACGGUGUUGGCUCCCUCGGCUACGGUGUUGGCAGCUACGGUUACGGCCAUGGUCUCCUCGGCUAUGGUCUCAACUACGGCUACGGUCUCGGCACUCCAUUCCACUAUGGUGCUCUCCUCCGCAAGAAGUAAACGCCUAUUGAGAGAGCAAGAAUCAUCAUCAAGAACAACGACUUGAUCAUUCUUAUUCGACAUCCUUCACGAAAAUGCGGCGAUGCAACCAUACAUCGCCAAAAAUAAAAUUUACUGAUUAUGCGCAAUUUC
Molecule: messenger RNA, 799 nt
Organism: Rhipicephalus microplus (southern cattle tick)
Lineage: Eukaryota; Metazoa; Arthropoda; Arachnida; Ixodida; Ixodidae
Source: RefSeq, a predicted model, not a curated record